Paramisgurnus dabryanus is the source of this 5490-nucleotide messenger RNA. RefSeq names its product myocyte enhancer factor 2aa (gene mef2aa). Gene Ontology annotation, biological process: positive regulation of transcription by RNA polymerase II; cell differentiation. The record is from RefSeq and is a predicted model, not a curated record. Gene Ontology annotation, molecular function: DNA-binding transcription factor activity, RNA polymerase II-specific; RNA polymerase II cis-regulatory region sequence-specific DNA binding; protein dimerization activity. NCBI's taxonomy places the organism in Eukaryota, Metazoa, Chordata, Actinopteri, Cypriniformes, Cobitidae.
AAACUUCUGUCGCCCAGCUCCCUUCCGGCAGAAAGACCCAGGGACGUGAGUGUGAAGUCAGGCCUCACAGGGGCAAGAAGAAAGCCAUCCAAAGCCAGCUGGUCUGGCUUUGAGGAAAGCAACAGAGAGAAAGAGAGAGAAAGAGGGAGAGAGGAAUAAAAGUAAGUAAGGAAAGUAAGAGAGCGACACGUGAGUGAGAUACCUGAGGAAGGCCUUAGCAGCAGGUCCUGUGAAGGUGAUCAUACAGCUCAAGAAACAGUUACAUAAACAGUACUACAGAAUUUCACUGCAGAUUGUUUGGACAGUGGUCAGAACCAAGGGCAUUUUACCCAAAGAGGAGAAAGCACCAGGAAGCUCUGAGUAGUGUUCAAAGCAAAGGAAGAAAGCACAAAAUUAAGACUUGAGCUGGAUAUUUUGGGUCCAGGACCAAGGAUUGUGCUGCAUUGUUUGUUAGAUCGUGGUGUGGACACCUUAAGAGAAAGACACAGAAAGAAAGAGAGAGAAAGACUCGAGAAGAAUAAGUGGAGUACAAUGUGCUAGGGGAGUGAAGGGAGACAAACUCAGUGUUUUUCUGAUAUUCUCGGGGUGUCAGAGAGACCAAACAGGACGGCAAGAUGGGACGAAAGAAGAUCCAGAUCACGAGGAUAAUGGACGAGAGGAACCGGCAGGUUACCUUCACAAAGCGAAAGUUUGGCUUGAUGAAGAAAGCUUACGAGCUGAGUGUAUUGUGCGAUUGUGAGAUUGCCCUGAUCAUAUUCAACAGCUCGAACAAACUCUUUCAGUAUGCCAGCACCGACAUGGACAAAGUCCUGCUUAAAUACACAGAGUACAACGAGCCCCACGAGAGCAGAACCAACUCCGACAUUGUAGAGAAAUUAAGAAACAAAGGCCAUAAUGACUGUGCCAGUCCUGAUCCAGAUGACUGUUUCGGUCACAGUCCCCUCAUGGACGACCGUUUCGGCAAACUAAACGAAGAGAGUGAUUUAAUGUACAAGCGCUGUGGUGCGCUUAACAAGAAAGAACACAGAGGCUGUGAUAGCCCGGAUCCCGACUCCUCAUAUGUCCUCACCCCUCACACAGAAGAAAAAUAUAAAAAAAUUAAUGAAGAGUUUGAUAAUAUGAUGCGAAAUCAUAAAAUCCCUACAGGCCUUCCCCAGCAGAACUUCUCCAUGCAUGUGGCUGUGCCUGUGUCAAACCCCAACGCCAUGUCCUACAACCCCGGGGCCUCUUUGGGAAGUCAGAGCCUGUCAGCCGCCACUGCCUCUCUGAGUGAUGGUGCCAUGCUGUCUCCACCUCAGGGUUCCCUGCACAGAAACGUAGUGUCUGCCGGGCCCCCGCAGAGGCCCCCUAGUACAGGCAGUGCAGCAGGAAAUGGCUUCGUUAACCCGAGGGGCUCGCCAGGGCUUCUGGGUACACCCAGCGGGAACGGACUGGGUAAAGUCAUGCCUGCGAAGUCACCACCACCGGGGGGCAACAUGGCCAUCGGCAGCCGCAAGCCAGACUUGAGAGUCGUCAUCCCCCCAUCCAGCAAGGGCAUGAUGCCUCCCCUGCAGUCGGAGGAGGAAGAGAUGGAGUUGAGCACCCAUAGGAUAAGCAGCUCCCAGUCGACCCAGUCUCUGGCCACACCGGUGGUCUCUGUCACCACCCCCAGUCUGCCACCACAAGGCCUGGUGUACUCAGGCAUGCCCACUGCCUACAAUACUGAAUACUCCCUGAGCAGCGCUGAGCUCUCAUCUCUUCAAGGCUUUGGCUCUCCAGGGCUCUCUAUAGGCUCAGUGUCGGCAUGGCAACAGCAUCAACUGGGCCAGGCAGCUCUCAGCUCGCUGGUAGGUGGCGGUCACUUACCUCAAGGCUCCAAUCUCUCCAACAUCAGCCACAUCAACAUCAAAUCGGAGCCCAUAUCACCCCCACGUGAGCGCGUCACCCCAUCUAGUUUCCAGCCCCAGCAGCAGCCUCCCUCCGGGCGUCUGGAUAUGGGCCGCUCACCCGUCGACAGCCUCAGCUCCUCCUGCUCAUCCUACGACGGAAGCGACCGAGAGGAUCACAGGCACGACUUUCACUCCCCACUCGGCCUGGGUCGACCCCCUGCCGGCGGGGCCGAAGAGAGGGAGAGCCCAACGGUCAAGCGCAUGCGCAUGGACACCUGGGUGACAUAAAGCUGUCUGGAGCUGACCGCCAGUCAGUCACACGCAGGGCUGGGGAAGGGAACGAAGAGAGGGGAGACAGCAGGGAGGGUCAUUAUUGUUAUUAUUAUUCUAUUGUUAUUAUUUAACGUCAUUUCACUUUUUUGUAAGUAGGUGGAUGGUGAUUGCAGAUGUCCUUACAUAUCGAAAUUAAGCAACUUAGUGGAGAGAGAGAGAGAAAAAAAUCUCAAGUCAAGAAUAAAUGGUGUAAACAGGUGUUAUCAGGUACUUGAUGCAAAUUGGAUUGCGCGAGAGUCUAUGUUUAAACAAAAACAAGUCAUACUAAAACUUUCAGACACUUGUCUUAGCUGUAAAAUUGGCAAGUAUCAACAGUCAUCAAAGUUUUGGGGUGAAGGUUGUUGUGUGCUGGGCUCAUGUAUUAAACAAUGUAUCUGCACUCGCCCGUAUGAAAUAUAUCACUUAAUAAUUUAUUUAAAGAUAAUCGACAGUAGAUCAUAGAUUUGGAUCGGUUAAUACGAGGCAAGGCUUGUAUCGAAAUUGAGAUCACAUUCCGCCUCAGUCAAGACAUUAAUCGAAUAAAAAAAAUGUCUCUAAUGUGCUUAAUCAGUUGCAAAUUUUCUAUAUAUUGGUGACAAACGGUGGUCCGGUGAAUUUGAAGACGAUAGUUGUUGUAUAUUCAUGCAGCUCCAACAACCCAAUGGUAACGCAAGCCAAAGCCUCCUCAUCAUUUUGUCGUACUGUAGGUUGGGAAGUUCAGCAUUUCUCGCUCAAUGUUUGUUUUAUAUUAGUUCUGUCAUAGUGUGCAUUGUUACAAAUGUUGGAAAAAUGAUAAACAUGCAAAGCAGAUCUUGAAACAAUAUCUAAAGCCAUGAACACUUGCUGUUCUGUUUGUAAAUUAAAGAUUUGAGCCAAACCUUUUUUUUUGUUAUGUACAUAGCAACUUUAAUAUAUAUCACUUUCGGUGUAAGUACGUAUGUAUUGUACCUUCACCAGAUUCAAGAAAAAAAGUAUAUUUUUGUGGAUUACUGCCAUGUUUACAAGGCGAGAUCCUUAUUAAGUAGAGUAUUCACUGGUUAAUAUUUACUAUUUUGUUAACUAUACUGUACUUUCUUCAAAUUUGACUAUUAUUGGUAAUAAUCAAAGUGUUUUGUUGUUUUUUUUUUUCUUGAAAAGGUUGUUUUUGGGUCGUUUACCCUUUAAUGGUGGUGAAUGUCUGUCCUUAAGAAAUUGUAACAAAAGAGCCGUAUUCAAGCUCGACCAUCUUUUUGUUUUGUAAAACGAUGAUUGCCAUGCUAAGAAAAAUGGUUGCUUUUCUUAAACAACUGUUUUUUUGAGGGAAUAGCCUGCAGCUGCUGAAUACACUGCCUACUCUAAAACUCAACUUAGCUUAGAUGCACUAUUCAAUCAUCUUUAUUCAAACACGAAAGUUUCGAUUCAGAAACAUUCCCACAGUUUGUAAAAAAGUUAAUUUUUUAUUUCAAUCCCCCAUAUUCAAUGCUUAUCUUAUAAUAAAGAUAUUGUAAAUAUCAUAAGUAACACCUUUACAUCCAUGCAUACUAUGUACAGAACAUUUCCCCACAUAUUUUGUGAAUUGGCCUAAUGUAAAGGAAACACCGAUCGCAAUGCUCCGUAUUGCUUGACAAAAGGGGGCGCUGUAGCUCUCUCCGCUGUUGCUGUUUUGCUCUAUAUGUGCAUAUCCCUCUAUUGUAAGGCUGUGUGUUUGUGCAGCACAAAUGUCUGGUAUCAGUGGCCUCCGGUUUGCAUCACACCUCACUGACACUCAGGUGGCAAAGCGACAGGGGAUUCAGCAGCUGAUGGAAAUACUAGAAAUUGUAAAUAGACUUGGACAUGAUCUCUCCACAGGAUUGCACAAAAGUUUGUUCAAGUUCACCAUCGGAUAAAAUGAUGCUUUCCUCUUUAGAUUUGUUAUGUAUUUGGACAAUGUGUACACACCAAUCACUUUAAGAUACCUCCCUGCCGUUAGCAACUGGCAAUAAGCUGAUAUUAAUCUAUGCAGUCCCCGACCCACACAUAGCAAGGAACACGAGACAUUCACAUUGAAACUAUCAGUGAGAUUCAUAAUAAAAAAAUACUAUAAUAUCAUAUCCCCAUUUGUCACACAAUGUUGCCUAUAGUUCAUAAAUGAAGUGCUCUUUAAUGAGCUUCUGAAAAGAAGACUGUUAACCCUUUGUCCCUAAGUGCUUACAUAUUAAGGCACACUUAAGAUGAAAAACAAGAGCCAUGCAGUCACUGCUUUACUGUAGGUAGGCCUAUAGCUUUAGAUAUAAUCUCAGACGUACGAGCUUUGUUGUCUCAGCUGAAUUUAAUAACUCGGAAACCCAUUGUGAGAAUCAUUUAAAGUUGAUCACAAUCAAAGCUUUUCAGGGUAGACAAGCAAUAAUGCUAGCCUAGUGUUAUGAAAGCACUGGGAAUAAAAAAAACUUGCAGUUUUUCAUACUGCAAUGCACACAUACAUACUCACCCACUCAACAUUAGUGCUCGAUUUGGAAUCAGGGAAUGUUUCUCUGCUACAUGCACAAUUAGAGCCUUACUCCAAAGAGUUGCUGGUGUAUCAAAUAUAUCACACAUCCCAUUUGAAAUUCAUUCAAACAACAUUAGCCUCAGUCUGAUGAAGUGCAGCUUGUCCACCAGUCCCAACAAAUGCACAGAAGAAAUACAUAAUAAUCUAAAGGGAGGAGGCUGUUCCUAUGGUGCAGAGUGAGUGCCGUGUCUGAAAUCACAAACUGUUGAAUGUGAAUGGAAGGGAUAAAGAAGAAACAACAAUUGUGUGUUGCGUACUUUCUUCACUUUGCUGUGCAAGAUUACACUGCUUUGCUUUAUGGCUUUUCUAAAACAGAAUUAUGUAUUUGGUAAUUGUUUGUAGCUAAUAGUUCACUUCAAGAAGCUGUUUGCGGUUUGAUUGCUCAAACCGUUUGGCGGCACAAGCUGGACUUUGUUGCCAUAAAUGAAACAAGAUUCGUUGUUUCAAAAAAAGGAAAAGAAAAAAUGGACAAAAAAAGUAAAAAAAAAACAUGAGAGAGACCUUUAAGUUAAUCUGCAUUAUAUUUCCCUUGAAUGUGUUGUUUUCUCUUCAUUAUACAAUUAAUAUUCUAGUGAACUUUUUAUUGAAUGACUAAGAUAUUAUGCUAGAGAUUGUUGUACAAAUUUGUAUUCUGCAUUCACUAAAGUAAAGAUAUUGGCUUUUAUUGUGUAAUAUAGGUUCUCUCGCUUCUUCUGUGCUAACUGAAGUGAACAAUUCUCUGAAUUUGAGUAGACUUUGUCCACAUGUGAAAAUCCAAACAUUAGAAUCUGUCCGCUUUAUUAAAAACUUUAUUGUACCCUCAAA